UCGCAGCCCAGAGGAGGAGCCGGAGGGGGAGCGGAGCGCGCGGCCCGAGAACCGGAGGCAGCGGUCCCGGCCGGAGGCGCAGAGGGGCGGCGGGGUGCAGCAGGGCCGGAAGAGUCCCGCUCGGAGCCGAGGUCGGGCUCACAGCCCCGAGCCUCAGCAGCUGCCGUCGCCCAGGAGCAGCAGCUGUGCCCGGGGUCCCAGCCGCGGCGGCCGCGGGAGGAGGAGGAGGAGGAGCUGCAGCUGGACGGUGGCAGCUGGAGGAGGAGCCGCGCCGCUGUUCCGCGCGCCGGGGAGAGGGCCGCGCCGCCCGGGCUGAGCCGCGCUGGGAUGUCCCGCUGACCGCGGCAGUUAUGCAGCCUUGACGGGGCGCUCGGGCGCGGGGACCAGCCGCGGGGCGCGCCCUCCCGGGACGGGGCAACGGGCGCGGGCAGCAGGACUUUACCGCCGACUCCAGCCCCGCUGGGUGCCCAGUCAUCCACCAUGGAGCCCGUGACCAAGUGGAGCCCCAGACAAGUGGUGGACUGGACUAGAGGGUUAGAUGAUUGCCUGCAGCAGUAUGUCCACAAGUUUGAACGGGAGAAGAUAAAUGGAGAGCAGCUGCUGCAGAUUUCCCAUCAGGAUCUUGAGGAGCUGGGUGUCACACGAAUUGGACACCAGGAACUUGUGUUGGAGGCUGUCGACCUUCUCUGUGCACUGAAUUAUGGCCUUGAAACUGACAAUAUGAAGAACUUGGUUCUGAAACUGCGAGCAUCUUCCCACAAUUUACAGAAUUACAUAAGCAGCCGGAGAAAAAGUCCAGCCUAUGAUGGGAACACCUCCCACAAGCCCCCCAAUGAGUUCCUGACUUCUGUGGUGGAGCUCAUAGGCGCCGCCAAGGCCUUGUUAGCUUGGCUGGACCGGGCUCCAUUUACAGGGAUCACUGAUUUCUCAAUAACGAAGAACAAAAUCAUUCAGCUUUGCUUGGACCUGACCACUACAGUCCAGAAGGAUUGCCUUGUAGCAGAAAUGGAGGAUAAAGUUUUGGCUGUAGUCAAGGUUUUAAAUGGCAUCUGUGAUAAAACAAUCCGAUCUACCACGGAUCCUGUUAUGAGCCAGUGUGCAUGUCUGGAAGAAGUCCACUUACCAAACAUUAAACCUGGGGAAGGCUUGGGCAUGUACAUCAAAUCAACCUAUGAUGGAUUGCACGUGAUUACUGGAACCACAGAAAAUUCUCCUGCAGACAGAUCUCAGAAGAUUCAUGCUGGUGAUGAAGUCAUUCAGGUUAAUCAGCAAACUGUGGUGGGAUGGCAGCUAAAAAAUCUGGUGAGAAAGUUGAGAGAGAAUCCUACAGGAGUUGUGUUACUGCUUAAAAAGCGGCCCACGAGUUCCUUCAACUUCACUCCCGCCCCCCUGAAAAACCUACGAUGGAAACCACCUCUGGUCCAGACCUCGCCUCCGCCCACGACCACUCAGUCCCCGGACAGCACGAUGGAUGCCUCACUGAAGAAGGAGAAGCCGGCCAUCCUGGAUCUUUAUAUUCCUCCUCCACCGACCGUUCCCUACUCCCCCCGGGAAGAGAAUGGGAGUUCCGUUUACGGAUUCAGUAAAUGUAAACAGCCACAGCCUGGUCCUAAGGGUUCUGAGUCCCCCAAUUCCUUCCUGGACCAGGAAAGCCGGAGACGGAGAUUUACCAUCGCUGAUUCUGAUCAGUUGCCUGGGUAUUCCGUGGAAACCAAUAUUCUGCCCACAAAAAUGAGAGAGAAAACACCAUCCUAUGGCAAGCCCCGGCCUUUGUCCAUGCCUGCGGAUGCGAGCUGGAUGGGGAUUGUGGACCCUUUUGCUAGACCUCGAAGUCAUGGGAGGAAAAAAACAAAACAAAUUGUUGGAAAACCUCUAGAAGGUGAGGACGGCCUUUGCCGGUAUUUCAGUAAUGAGCGGAUCUCUCCGAUCAUCGAAGAAAGGUCAUCUCCCCCAUACCGUUUCUCAAGGCCCACGACCGAGAGGCAGCUGGUCCGAGGUGCAGACUACAUCCGAAGCAGCAGGUGCUACGUCAGUUCAGAUCUCCACAGCAGCGCCACGAUUCCAUUCUCGGAGGAAGGGACCAAAAAGAAAGCCAGCUCCUCGGCAGCAAAGUCCUCUUCUCCAGAACCGUCCCUGCUGGUCAGCUGGUUUACUCGCCUGAAACUGUUGACUCACUGAGCCCUGCAUUCCCGGGACCCUCCCUGUCUCCUGCUACCAAGUGCCUUGCUUCCUCAAUCAGCAACAAUUUGUUCUGAUUUUCAUCCACAGUAUUAUGCAGCGACCUUAUGCGAUUUCGUGGGUUUUCUUUUUUCUUUUUUUCUUUUCUUUUCUUUUUUUUUUAGAAAGUUGUAUCCUGCGCUUGUUGGAAUUUUGAAGUCGUUGGAUGGGAACAAACCCAGAGAAUUGUAGAUGCUGGCUUAUGGAGACCAAAGGAGAGAAAUGGGGAGAGUCCGCUUUCUUUUUUGCUUCCUUAAGAGUCAGAACACGGAGACACACUCUCUAAACCAGAGCCGUGGCCAGGAAUGUUACGGUCAUUAUGAGGAGCUGGGCCAUUGUUCUUUUUAGGGGGGUGGGACUACAGUUGGUGGCCACUGUCACACAGAUGUGUUGGUUUUUGGUCCAGCUUCUUCACCUGAAAAAGCCUGUGGAGAAAAACAGUUUUCUUUUGAUUUUUCAAGCUAUAUACCACAUGUGUAAGUGUAGCAGCUUUGACUUUGAAAUAACACGUGGGAAGCAUCUGAUGCUCUUUCAGAGCAGAGGUUUGAGUGUAGGCCAGUUACACUUAGUUAAUGCCCUUUUCAUAAGUCUCGGUGUACGUCAGUUAAUACAGAAACACGUGAAAAUGCUUAGAUAGGGCUUACUGCACACAGAGAAGUUUAUGGUUAUUUGUGAAGGGUGUUGUAUAUUAUUGUCUUUAAGGGAAAAGAAGCUAUAAGAUUUGCUGACAGCCAAAGUUUCAUUGAGAAAAAUGGAGCACCCAUACUUAGGUUUAUGAGAGAGACAUCAGUUUGCAUUUUGACCUGUUCAAUGACUAUCUUCUAGAAAAGAAUGGACAGUUCUUCAAAAUUGUACACAUUUUGCUAAUUAGAAAUCUCUUGGAAAAUCUCACGGUCACUCAUUUUCAACUAGCAUCAGGUAUUUUGGAAAAGUGUGUCUGGAUAUUAACUCUUGUUUAAACUGAAUGUAUGAUAUUUUGCUAGAAUGGAAAAGUACUAUCUUGUUAAUUUAAGUGUUUUAAAUAUAGUUGUAUAUUUUUCUUACUCUUAGUCACAUGUAAUUGAUAUAUUUCUGUUUUGUGUCCUACAUGAAGCUAACGAAAAAAGUGUUCAAGAUGUUUCCAGGUUUACCAGUGACCACCUCGGCUGUUGCCACUGUGGGCACUAUUGUUAAAAAAGCAAAAUAAACCCUCCCAACCAUUUUAGGAUUUUAUGGAUUAGAAAUGGGGGCGUUGAGGGAGCGUGUGUAAAGUAAAAUUACAUUCGGAGAAUUUUCUGAGCUCUAUCCCUGGGCAAAGCUGGUAUCUCCUAUUCAAAAAUAUCUUCCCCUCCCCCCUUGAGUUGUCUACUUUUCUGAACUGCCUGAAAUUGGAGAUUCCUUGGAGUUAACAUCUUCCUUUUAAAACGCCUCUGGUGGGGCUUCCCUGGCGGUCCAGUGGUUAAAACUCCAUGCUUCCAAUGCAGGGGGUGCAGGUUCAGUCCCUGGUCGGGGAACAAAGAUCCCACGUGCUGCGCGUUGCGGCCAAAAAAUUUUAAAAAAAGAAAAGCCUCUGGUGGGGUUGAGGGAGCUGGCAACCACUCGCAUAUUAGUGUGAAUGAAUUCAGUCGGCUGUUUGCCUGUCAACCAACCCCCAAGGGAACUGCAGUGAAGAUAUAGUUGUUUCAUGGGGAAUGAAAAGGGGUUUGGCCAGUGGCGGAAAGAAGAGGCUUGGAAUGCGUGAUUCAUUGGCUGCUUGACAAUACAGUGUAAGGGCAGAGCAGGGGCGGGGAAGCCUGGUAACAGGGCACUGAUGACUAGGAGGGACUAUAGAAAAGGGGGAGAGCCAGCCCUCGCCCUUUGACUGUUAGCGUGGCCCAGAAAAUGGGGUGGCAACUCUUCCUCUCACUCUCCAGAUCACUCUCAGAUCCCCUGAGUAACGAGUUUAGUGGUUUUGGAGGUCUUAGCUGGAGGUCAGCCCCUUUUCUGUGGAGUAAAUGUCCUUUGUGAUCAAAUGACCAUCCUCAAAUGAAUUUUCAGUGCCCAACUCAAGUACAGUAACUGUGCCCAGUCAGUGUUUUUCAGACUGUUCCCUGAAGUCCUAAGGGGAGGCCAAGUUUCUGGGUUCUCUACCUUCAAUCAGCCUCCACUGCUUCAUUUUUAUUUUUAUUUGGGAUUUUCCCCUGAAAUGUGUUUGAGAAAUAGAUUGCUGCUUAAAGAAGUUUCUAUGUAUCUUUAGUUGACAUAUAUAAUUAAUAGUUUAAUACUAAUUUCUUAGAAAUUAAUGGAAACUGCUUGCCUCAGUAAUAAUCCAGGUUUAAUGGUAGACGUGU
Physeter macrocephalus (sperm whale) is the source of this 4526-nucleotide messenger RNA. RefSeq names its product CNKSR family member 3 (gene CNKSR3). Gene Ontology annotation, cellular component: cytoplasm; membrane. The transcript has 14 exons. Gene Ontology annotation, biological process: regulation of signal transduction. The record is from RefSeq and is a predicted model, not a curated record. Lineage: Eukaryota; Metazoa; Chordata; Mammalia; Artiodactyla; Physeteridae. The coding region runs from base 481 to 2178 and encodes 565 amino acids. Gene Ontology annotation, molecular function: protein binding.